AUGAAUACUCUCACAGACCCUAGGGUUUUGCUAGACCCUAAUUUGCAGUUUAAUGAAGCUGCAGUGGCUCUUCUCGACAGAGUUAUUGCGGCCAUGUUUCUCUCCAGCGACAGCCAAGAGCGGGACGUGGCGCACCGCGUGUUGGGGGAGUUCAAAAACUUGCCGAACUCUUGGACUCAUGUGGCUUUUAUUUUGAAGACUUCGAAAGACGCAAACACCAAAUUCUUCGCUCUCCAGAUUCUCGAGUCCACCAUCACCACCCGCUGGAACAUUUUGCCGGAAGAAGAGCGGAACGGCAUUAAGGCUUUUGUGACUUCUUUGGUGAUUGAACUUUCGAGCGAUCCCAACAGACAAAAAGAAAAACAUUUCAUCAACAAAGUCAACGAAAACCUCAUUCAA
Messenger RNA from Eimeria necatrix, 399 nucleotides. RefSeq names its product K7_Crm1p, related. The record is from RefSeq and is a predicted model, not a curated record. The transcript is spliced from 3 exons. Gene Ontology annotation, cellular component: cytoplasm; nucleus. Gene Ontology annotation, biological process: ribosomal large subunit export from nucleus; ribosomal small subunit export from nucleus; protein export from nucleus. The annotation marks the transcript as partial. NCBI's taxonomy places the organism in Eukaryota, Apicomplexa, Conoidasida, Eucoccidiorida, Eimeriidae. Gene Ontology annotation, molecular function: nuclear export signal receptor activity; small GTPase binding.